This is a messenger RNA of Fomitopsis serialis, 1621 nucleotides long. RefSeq lists its product as uncharacterized. The transcript has 8 exons. The coding region runs from base 26 to 1621 and encodes 531 amino acids. NCBI's taxonomy places the organism in Eukaryota, Fungi, Basidiomycota, Agaricomycetes, Polyporales, Fomitopsidaceae. The record is from RefSeq and is a predicted model, not a curated record.
UCUUCUCUCAUAACCACCAUCCACCAUGCCUCGACAAGCCUCGUACACACCGUCCCCUCCAACAUCUCGUGAACCAACUCCGAGGCCGGCGACACCACCAGUGCCACCACGACCGCCAAAGUCCACACACACCCACGAGAGGUCGAAGAGGCGCAAAGAAAAGGAGAAAGAAGUCGCAACUCAGUCAGCUCAGGAUUUGGAAGAAGAACGUGAGGACCGCGAAGACGAGCAUCGUCGCAAGCGGCCCAGGACCUCGGCACCGGUCCCCUCUCAGGCUUCGACAUCGAGGACACAGGCUAGUACUGCCAUCGCUCCUCGAGUCCAAUCCACUCCCAGAAACCCGCAGCCCAGCACGCAAAGUGAUCCAGCUCAGGAAUUAGACACUACGCCAGAAGUUAAUGAACAAGCCAAUCAAGCUCGCGACCGCCCAGGCCGACUAAGUCGGGACAAGACGAAGAAGGCUGUCAAGACGAAGCCAUUCGACCGCAACGAGUACAAGAAGUUUAUGAAGGGACUCAAGGAGGCUUUGAAGUUGGCGCAUAUGAGCAAGGCCGAGCCAACCUACAAAGACCUGUGGAUGGAAGUGCGGGCUAUACCGCGCCUGGUAGGGCCCUUGGAGAAUUCCGAGCACCUUGUGCAAGUCGGGAGCUGGCUUCAUGCACACCCAGAUAUCGACCUCUCCGACGAAGGGCCUGAUCUCGGUGAAGACGAUCUCGCUGACAUGCCCAAGUCCGAGUUGCGAUACAUACUCGAGGCCUUCAAGCGACUUAUCACUGUCUGCCCCACCAUUAAGCGCAUCCUCCCUGAGCUGCAGAAACGCAGGGACGAAACUGACAUCAAUGCUGUGAUCGACAAAGCACAGAACAGUGGGCGAACCGACGACAUCUCGCGGCUCAAAUACGAGCUACUAUAUUAUCUUCCCCGUGUCAACGGCAUAGACACCCCGGACCCCAAGCUUGAAAAGGAGUCUCGAGGCUGGCGCUGUCAUGCAACGGCACGCAUGUUGUGUCCGCGUGAUCUGCGCGACGAGUUUGAUGCCGAUCCAGAGAAGUUUUGCCAGGAGGUCCGCAAUGGCGCACGUAAACUUGAAAUCAAUCACGACAAUUGGCCGACUCUCGCAUACAGUGAGACGGAGUACAACCCAGAGAACCUUGACUUUGGCCUUCUCAAGUCCGCUUUUUUGCUCAGGUGCUGGCUGUGCCUCUUCAAGGGACCAAGCAGUGCACGACUCGCUGACAACCUUGGCACCAAACGAAAGGGUGGCCGCCACGUUGUCGCCCAGACAUACAACAUUACCCGUGUCGAUGAGUAUAGUCUGUGCUAUACAGUUCUUCUGGCUCGCUUCCUACUCAACGGGAUUCACGAUUGGGCCCGGGAUGAUGGUGUCUUCAUUGGCGCCGCGUUUUGGGCGAACAUGAAGUCCCUUUUCGAGGACAAGAAGUGGCGCGACGAUACUCUCGCAUGGUGGAACGAGAACGUCUUCGGUAUCAAGCGGCCAGGCGUCCAGAAUUCGACUGCCGCGAUCUCACGGAACGGCCCCUCGACAGUCACCAAGCUGCAAGAACAGCGCGCAGCCCGCCUUCGACUUCAACGCCAGAACUCUGCCGCUUCCGCUGCUUGA